Messenger RNA from Cuculus canorus (common cuckoo), 1673 nucleotides. It is a transcript of the gene SMTNL1, whose product is annotated as smoothelin like 1. The record is from RefSeq and is a predicted model, not a curated record. The coding region runs from base 1 to 1437 and encodes 478 amino acids. Gene Ontology annotation, molecular function: protein binding. Gene Ontology annotation, cellular component: microtubule organizing center; filamentous actin. Gene Ontology annotation, biological process: actin cytoskeleton organization. Lineage: Eukaryota; Metazoa; Chordata; Aves; Cuculiformes; Cuculidae. The transcript has 7 exons.
AUGAUAGCCCUGUGCCCCUGCAGCAGGGACGGCAGCAGCAUGGAGCCCCUGGGAGAAACCGACACCCUCACCCCGGACACCUCCGGCACCCCCACUCCGGACACCCCCAGCUCUGGCACCCCCAGCACCCCCAUCCCGGACACCCCCACUCCGGACACCCCCACCCCGGAUACCCCCGGCACCCCCAGCAACCCCACUCCCGACAGUCCCACCCCAGAUACCCCAGGGUCCGGGGGAGGGGGCGAGGGGGCAGGGAGCGAGGGGGGCGAUGUCGGGGACGCGGGGGGGCCCGAGGGCGAUGGCGGGUCACAGGCACCCAGCGGGACAGGGGACGACGCUGAGGCGGGUGGGGGCGAUGCUAGGGGUGUCAAAGAUGUGGGGGGCGAUGCUGGGGGAGCUCAGGAUGUGGCAGGGGGCAGAGCUGCGGCAGAAGCACCCAAUGGUGUGAGGGGGGAGAGCAAGGGCACGGGAGGGCAGGGGAGCGAUGCCGGGGGUGCUGAGGAUGUGGGGAGCAAUACCGGGGGGACUCAGGGUGUGGGGGGCAGUGCCAAGGCGGAAGCACCCAAGAGUGUGGAGGGCGAUGCCAGGGAGACUCAGGAUGAGGGGGGCGAUGCAGGGGGCGAUGCCAGCGGUGCCAAGGGCGUUGCCGGGGCAGAAGCACCCCAGGGUGCCAAGGGGGGUCCCGGGGAUCCACAAGAGGAGGCCAGGCCGGGGGCUGCAGUGGGGGGCACCCGGGGGCGACAGGAGCCCACGUGGCUGCAGGACGAGGAGGACGAGCUGUGGCCGGAGUUCCCCCCCUGCUCGCCCACAGGGGGGGCCCCCAGCCCCACCUCCCCUACCUCCCCUCUGGCCCCCAGCCCCCCCAAAGCCAGGGCCACCGCGGGCUCCGGGGACGGCGAGAAGGCUGAUCCAUCCGCGGGCCCUCGGGGCCGGGUGCCCCCCAGGACAGCGGGUCUGAGGCCAGAGGGGGCCGGAGGGCGCCCACGGGCGAGCGCCCGGGCUCAGGGGCGCAGCGCCAUCCUGGAGAAGUUCGGAGGUGCAGCCAAGGGCCCUGCCCCACACCUGAAGCGCACAGGGGGCACAGCUGCCGUGAAGGCAAUGCUGCUGGAGUGGUGCCGCGCCAGGACCCGCGGGUACCAGCACGUGGAGGUGCAGAACUUCGCGGGCAGCUGGGGCAGCGGGCUGGCGUUCUGCGCACUCCUGCACAGCUUCUUCCCCGACGCCUUUGACUACGCCACGCUGCAGCCGGCCGAGAGACGCCACAACUUCGCCCUGGCCUUCGCCACCGCCGAGGAGUGCGCAGGCUGCGCCCCGCUGCUGGACGUGGAGGACAUGGUGCGGCUGCCGGUGCCCGACGCCAAGUGUGUCUACACCUACGUGCAGGAGCUGUACCGGUGCCUGGUGGCCAAGGGGCUCGUCCGGACCAAGAAGCAUUGAGGGGGGUCCCUGGUGCCCUCUCAGCAUCCCCCAUGGCCUCUUGGUGCCCCCCGACUCCGCUGCGUCCCCUGGCAGUGCAGAGCCAUCCAUCGUCACUCAAGGCAGGGAUGCAGGCACGGGGACACUGAGGUGAAAUGGGGGACUGGGGGUGGCAUGAGGGUGGCACCCCCAGUGACCACCAUGGCCCUCCAGUGCCCCCCAACCUCGCUGUGCCCCCCAACAGUAAAGGCUGUCAU